CAUACAAUUUGAUACACUCCAAUCAAAAUUAUCUACUUAAAUUCUACCAAGUCAGAUGCCUAAUAGAUUGUUUAGCAUUCCCGCCGCAAAACGCGGGCCAAUUAUCUAGUAAUUAAUUAAGACGCUUGUUGCUCAUUGAGGUCCCUUUAUUAAAAUGCUAGGCUCGUAGAGUUUGGCUCACUGACGAGCUAUAAUCGAGUCAAGGUAGAGUUGAUCACAGGGAGCUCGGGCUUGAUUUAUAACUUGUGUUGUGCUCAAGUCGUGCCCAAUCUAAGAUAUUUUAUGUCGAGCUCGAGCCCAACCUACAGAAAAGCUCGAAUAAUCAGUUUAUCUCGUUUGUAAUCCUAAAUUGGGGAGUUUGAAGGAUGGGGUGAAUUGGACUUUUUAUUUCUCCACAUUCAUUUGCUCCAAUAAUCCGACUAUUACACUAACAACUCGCCCUUACAAAAUUAUCAUCGCGUUAAUCUAAUGACUACGGCCAUCGACGUAUUCGCAUGGAACUUGAUUCCAGAUGUGCGAUUCAGCUACUCCAGAGUAGUGAGGCGAUGAAUCACCAUGAGGCCGCUAUUAUUGGCCGUUUCCAGGACCUUCUUUCUCGAGACUGGGUAGUCUCGAUCUCCCAUAUCUACAGAGAGGGGAAUAAAUGCGCGGACUAUUUGGCUAGUAGGGGUCACACUCUUCCCUUGGGGUUUCACGAUGUGUCAGAUUCUGAUCCUGGGUUAUGUAAUUUUCUCUUGUACGAUUGUCAAGGACUCUCUGAGUCCCGUUGGUUGUGAAUGAAAGCUGACAUGCGCUGCAUCCAUUUACCAAAAAAAAAAACUAUGCACCCUAAAAAAAAUCUUUAAAAAAAAAACCACGAUGCACCCAAAAGUCUUAUCUAGCGUCCGUAAGCAUGUGCUCAUUGAUCGUGUCGUGAUCACCGUUUUUAUUGCAUCUGCCCAAUAAGACAGCAAUGAGAGUCUCCAUCUAUCCAAUAUUCAAUGUCACACUCUAAAUAUAGAGAGCCAUAUUAAAUUCUGCAAUACGUCCUCCCAACUAACCCAUCUAUUAUAUUAGUCGAGGUGAUGAGCUCCAUUGUUGAUAGCCAAAAAAAAUUCUGGAGUAGCAGUGUUACCUUGUCACCCACGGUAACCCUUCCCGUCUUCCUUCCGCCUCCUCCGCAAACACAAUAUGACUACGGCAGCCGACACCACCACCGCCGCCGCCUCUAGCAAUGCUACCGCCGGCAAGGUCAUCACCUGCUACGCUGCGGUGGCGAGGGGUCCACACGAACCUCUGGUUCUGGAAGAGGUAGAGGUGGACCCGCCGCAGAAGAUGGAGGUCCGUCUAAGGAUCCUCUACACCUCCGUCUGCCACACGGACCUGAGCGCGUGGCGUUCGGAGGUGCCCGAGGGACAGCGAGCGUUCCCUCGGAUCUUGGGCCAUGAGGCGGUUGGCGUCGUGGAGAGCGUCGGCGAAGGGGUGACCGAUGUCGGGGAAGGGGACUACGUCAUCCCCAUCUUCAACGGCGAGUGCGGCGAGUGCGCCUACUGCAGGUCGCCGACGACGAAUCUCUGCCGGCGUUACCGGGUCGACCCGCUCCGGUCCGUCAUGAGGAGCGACGGCGCGUGCCGGUUCAGGAGCCGGGCCGACGGCCGGCCCAUCUUCCAUUUCCUCAACACCUCCACAUUUUCUCAGUACACCGUCCUCGACUCCGCUUGCGUCGUCAACAUCCACCGUUCCCCCGCCGCCUCCGACCGUGCUGAUGCCGACGUUCCGCCGCCUCCUCCGCCGUCUCCGCGUCAUCUCAAGAUGAUGAGCUUGUUCAGUUGUUGCGUCUCCACUGGUGUCGGGGCGGCAUGGAAUGUUGCAAAUGUGCAAGCUGGAUCAAGCGUCGCCAUCUUUGGGUUGGGAGCUUUGGGACUCGCUGCAGCACAAGGAGCGAAGGUGAGAGGAGCUUCCAAAAUCAUAGGGGUUGACAUCAAUCCCCAGAAGUUCAUCAAGGGAAAGGCAAUGGGAGUGACAGACUUCGUAAACCCAAUGGAUAGCUCAAAGCCUGUCCACGAGAGAAUCAGGGAAAUGACAGGUGGCGGUGGCGUCGACCACAGCUUGGAAUGCGUAGGGAACCCACAAGUCCUCCGAGAGGCCUUCCUGUCCACCCACGAUGGAUGGGGGCAAACAGUGCUAGUAGGGAUUUACUCGACUUCCCAACUGUUGCCUCUCCACCCGAUGGAACUUUUCGACGGUCGGAGCAUCACCGGGACAAUCUUCGGCGGUGUCAGGGGGAAAUCCCAACUUCACCACAUUGCCCAUCGAUGCCUCCAACCUGAUAUGAAUAUGGAAGAGCUUAUAACCCACGAGCUUCCCUUCGAAAAAAUCAACGAGGCAAUGCAUCUGCUCGCAGAUGGGAAAGCUUUGAGAUGCAUCAUGCAGUUGUGAGUUCUAAAGGUAUACAAAUGUGUAGUGUGCAGAGAGAUAAUUAAAACAGAAUCAGAGAU
Messenger RNA from Linum trigynum, 2477 nucleotides. The record is from the annotation of a GenBank genome assembly. NCBI's taxonomy places the organism in Eukaryota, Viridiplantae, Streptophyta, Magnoliopsida, Malpighiales, Linaceae.